GAUUCAUUUCCCAUAUUGGAAAUCUUAGUUGAAUUUGUACCCCAAAGUCAUGACGUCGCAUCUGUUUCUCUUGAUAAUCUUAGUAAAUGCUUGUGCUGGAGCAUUACAAUUGGCAACUUCUUCCACAAACGAGCAUCAGGAAUCCUCACAAAGAAAAUCUGAUAUACUGCGACAGCUACUAAAUCAAGAGACAUUGAUACGAAUGUCUCUUGCAAAAGACGUGCAAUCUCUCCUCAAAAACCAAAGAAAUGCUGAAGCUGAGAGCCAGGGAAGGGAAAAAAGCCUGAACGAUUUGAAGUUGAGAGUUGAAGGACUCGCCAGCGAAGCGGAGUCUCUGAAGCAAAUGGACACAAACCUGACCAGUCAAUUUAUUGCGUUAUUGAGAGAUGAACAGGAAGAAGAGAAGACCGACGAGGCAAGAGACAACAAAAUAAAAAGCCUAGAGGAGAAGAUUCAGGAACUCACCACGAAUCUGACCCAGAAAGUCGGCCCGAUAAAUGUAUCGAAUUUGUUGUCCCAAAUUGCAGGUGUGCACAGUGAGAUCUCAGCAUAUCCGGACAUUGUGGUCCAGGCCGCAUGUGCAGCAAGCUAUCGAGGUGGAUUUGUUUCGGCCGUCAGAAGAACGUGUUCGAAUGAAGCUUCCUCCUGUGACGUGGUCUGUAGAGAGGCCACCUCACAGAUGAAAGCAAAGAUGGUAAAUCAGGGAGGAAAACAAGCACAGUGUGUUCAGACCUUUCAUUUCUAUGGAUUGAAUGGAAACAUCGCACCUGGUGUACCCGGGAAGGUCAACAGGAUAAUGUACCGCUACGACUCCAGUGCCUGCUCGAAACAGUUCUGUGGUCCGAAUUUCUGCUGCUGUACUCUGUAAAAACAUUAUUUUAUUAUUGACAUUUUGACUUCAGAAGUACAUGUAUCAUUUUUUGUAAAUUGCUCUGUUAACCUUAAAAACAAACAAUUGAUGAAUACUAUACUUUAUGCAUUAAAAAGAAAGGAUUGUA
This is a messenger RNA of Saccostrea cuccullata (small rock oyster), 998 nucleotides long. RefSeq lists its product as uncharacterized. The transcript has 3 exons. The record is from RefSeq and is a predicted model, not a curated record. NCBI's taxonomy places the organism in Eukaryota, Metazoa, Mollusca, Bivalvia, Ostreida, Ostreidae. The coding region runs from base 50 to 868 and encodes 272 amino acids.